Molecule: messenger RNA, 2681 nt
Organism: Durio zibethinus
Lineage: Eukaryota; Viridiplantae; Streptophyta; Magnoliopsida; Malvales; Malvaceae
Source: RefSeq, a predicted model, not a curated record
AUAGGGAAAAAAAUAAGUUUGAGUGGAUCAAGAUUUUGAUUUGUGGAUUUUGAGGAACAUCAGUUUGUCCAACUUCUUGUUUUUGAUAUGUUUUGAUUGCUCUCCCUGGUUUACGCAUUAUCACUGUUAUAGUUGGAAACAAAGAUUAGAAUGAAAUUUUAAGUUAAUAAGAGUUUUCCAUUUCAUUAAAAUCACAUUUAUUGUGGAAUCUAUUAUAAACAAGAAAUAGCAUUUAUGGUUUACUAGUGUAUUGCUGUUUGCAAAUUAUGUCCUUGUAAAAAUUACUUCACAUUCAUGGAAAGUAUUGUUUGUGUUGGUGAUAUUUGUCAGUUUUUGUGGAUCAAUUUCCAUCUUUGUCAGUCACCAAACUUUGAAAUUCGCUCUGAUUCUUUGCUCAGUGUAUGUUAAUGCCAUCAACCAACACUGUGAUUUCAAGGACUACUCAGCACACAAAGCUAACUGAAUCAUGCUUGCUGCAAAUUUAGUUGAAUGAUAUUUUACACUGAUAUCGAGUUUUAAUUCUUGCAUUUUGAAGCAGAUAUGAAACUAUUUGCUUAUUUUCAGCAUUUACUUUUGCAGGGUGAACCUUGUGAUAUAUGCGGUGAUGUUGGUUUUGAAGAGGAUAUUACAACUUGCUUUCAGUGCAAAAUAGCCCGGGAACAUUGCUAUUGCAUGCGAAAAGUGCUUUUGACGAUUCCAGAAAUCUGGUUUUGCAAAGAAUGUCAAUCUAGCAAUGGUAUAGCUUCAUCAAAAUCUGUUAAAGCAGAACAUGUUCCUAUGGCUUUGACACCAAAUGCCUCUGAGACUGAGAGUCCUAGUUGGUUUCUUAAGAAUUCAAGGGGAGAAUGUCAUCUUGCUUCAAUAUCAAAUGCCUUUGAGAGUGCGAGUCCCAGCAUGUUUCUCAAUAAUCAAGAGAUUGCAGGUCGUGAUGGAGCGAUAAUGGCUAUUGAAACUAGGAAAAUGAAGUUCAUUUCUACCGAAGAAGCUAUUGAGAUGACAUCUUGCACUCACAAAUUGAAACAUUCACUGAGAAAUGCAGAUACAUCUACAAUGUCUAGACAGACAAAGAAUGUUGAAGAAAAUGUUUCUCCCAAUAAUGUGGAAGAGCCUGAAAGAAGUGAUGAUGAUUCAUUGCCUCAAUUACAAAUGACAACAAAGAAGAGGAAAACAAGAGGACGCACAACAAUGCCUGCCUUGGAUAAACUUCGAAGUGAGCAAAAGAAAUUACAAGUGGAGUUUAACAGUAAAGAGCAGCCUGUGGGUUAUGCUGCAAAAAAGAUGGCCGGCUAUAUUGGAAUUCUAGUACGAAGUAUAGUCCCCAUUACAGUAAAAAAUUGGAGGAUGGUUACAGAUGAACAAAAGCAGAAGAUUUGGGAUUUGGUGUUGGAGAACUUUGAGUUGGAGGCAAAGGCUAAGAAGAUUGUUUUGAAAUCAGCUGGUCUUAAAUGGCGAGGCUUCAAGGCAAGAUUAACUAAGUACAUCCUUUCUAAUAAAGACAAAAAAGACAUGUUGACUCAGCCACCAGCUUCAUUUAAGGAUGUUAUUCUUCAACCACAAUGGGAUGCAUUUGUUCGAACUCGGCUAUCAAAUGAAUUUAAAAAAGUAAGUGAAGAGCAAAAGCAAAUAAGGGCAAAGAUGAUAUACCAUCAUAGGUUAUCAAGAAAUGGAUAUGCAAAUUUGGAGCGUGAAAUUCAACAAUCAUUGGGCACCAGUACUGAGGUAACAAGAUCCAUUUUAUGGAAAAAAGCACAUGCAACUAAGAGUGGGGAGUAUCCAGAUGAAGCUACUCAAGAAAUGGCAAAUAAGAUUGAUGAAUAUUCUAUGAAAUGCUCAAAAGGAACUAUACCAACAGGCUUUGGCGUUGAUGCUCUGACAUUGGCUUUCGGUGGUACAGAAAGACCUGGACGUGUAAGGGGUGUAGGGAGCUUUGUUUCUCCAACAAUGUACUUCCAUGCACCAAAGACCAAAAAUAAGAAGCCGAAAAAAGCUGAAAUAUUAUUGGAAGCACAAAAAAAAUUCUGUGAGGAGCAACUGGCUCAACAACGUCAAUUGUUUGAGCAAGAACGAAAUGAGUUGCGGGAACGUCUUGCAGCAUUGGAGGCAAAAAUGGCUGCAAUAGCAACUACCUCAUUACCUAUUCCCAAUUGACUUAUUGAAACUGAAGACGUAAAACCGAAGAAUCAGAAUGUGGAUAGAAAUGAUAACAACAUUAAAGAACUUUUACUCUAAUUAUCUAUUACAGUUUGCAAGAAGUUUUUGCAUAGAUUAUGUUGCAUUUUUUAGCAGAACAAAUCCUGAUGGUCGUUUCUAUAGGGAUGACAUGAAAUUGAUGCCCCUGAAUGUUGUUUGUAGGUUCAAAAUUGAAUUUUUUUUAUAGGGAAUACUUCUAAAUAACUGUUCAUACCACAUGAACAGUUUGAUUGAAGGUUUCGUGUUCACAAAAGUUAUCUGACAAGAUUGGAAAUUGUAUCUUCUAUGAAAGGUACCAUUUUAUGCAUCAUGUUAAACUGUGUAGCUGUUUCUUGUUGCCAUUUGAGACCAACUUCAAGCAUUAUGUCAGAUUGGAUUUUCCUGGCAUUCCUUAAACAUUAUAUUAUAUGGCUAGCAGCAACUUGACACAUUUGGGUUCUGCCUUUUUUUUGUAAAGCUAAAUAGUUGUGGCCUUUGAAGUUCACCCAGCA